This is a messenger RNA of Paraphaeosphaeria sporulosa, 4596 nucleotides long. Its product is annotated as phospholipid-translocating P-type ATPase. NCBI's taxonomy places the organism in Eukaryota, Fungi, Ascomycota, Dothideomycetes, Pleosporales, Didymosphaeriaceae. The record is from RefSeq and is a predicted model, not a curated record. Gene Ontology annotation, molecular function: ATPase-coupled intramembrane lipid carrier activity; ATP hydrolysis activity; magnesium ion binding. Gene Ontology annotation, cellular component: plasma membrane. The coding region runs from base 1 to 4596 and encodes 1531 amino acids. Gene Ontology annotation, biological process: phospholipid translocation. The transcript is spliced from 4 exons.
AUGGCACCAGAGGAGGAAGCUACCGAGGUGUCGCACCCCACGAAGCGCAUAAGAUGGGCAACUCACCGCGCAACAGGCGCUAAAGCUGAAAACAAACGCAUGUCGCUGAAAGAGCGCCUGCACCGGCGGGUCGGAUCCAACGGCGAGAAGAAAAGGGACUCGAUGGGCAAAGAAACCGGAUCGCCCGAGAAUGGCGACAUGGCCAGUUCCGAGGCCGACAGCGACGAGCAAGAUGGUGGUCGCACUGUCUAUUUCGGCGUCCCCCUCCCCGCGCACGAGAAAGAUGAAGAUGGCUACCCUCUCGCACACUUUGCGAGGAACAAGAUACGAACGGCCAAAUACACUCCCCUGAGCUUUAUACCCAAGAAUUUGUGGUUUCAAUUCCACAACAUCGCAAACAUGUACUUUUUGUUUAUCAUAAUUCUAGGCAUUUUCCCUAUCUUCGGUGCCUCGAAUCCUGCCCUCAACGCCGCGCCCCUCAUCGUCAUUCUUUCCGUUACUGCCGUUAAGGAUGCUGUUGAAGAUUGGCGCAGAACCGUCUUGGACACAGAGCUGAAUAAUGCCGAUAUUCAUCGGUUGGUCCAUUACAGCAACGUAAACACGGCUGGCGAUACUAUUUCUGCAUGGCGCAAGUUCAAGAAGGCUUGCACAAGAGCCGUUGUCUUCACGUACCGCUGGUUCAAGAGCAAGGGGAAAUCAGGCAAAGGCAAAGGGGCCUCGCAACAGGACGUAGAGUCGCGACACUCUGUGGACACUAGGCGUGCUUCCGUCAUGUCCUACGCCGGCCCUCAUGAUGAAGGCGACAUCCAGAUGACCCCUGUCCCGUCGCCCUUGCCGGGACAGUCUCCGCGUCACUCGGAUGGAGGGCCUUUCGCGGACGUCUUAGAGGGCGAUAAGAUUCGCGAGCCAGGACACAAUCAUCCCAGGAAAUUCUAUGGCAGUGUUAUAGACCCCUACAAGACCGUUCCGGACAAAGCCCGGUUUAUCAAGGAUCAUUGGAAGAAUGUCCAAGUUGGGGAUUUUGUUCGAUUAUAUAACAACGAAGAAAUCCCGGCAGAUGUGGUGGUCAUUUCCACCUCUUCCGAUGACGGAGCCUGCUAUGUCGAGACCAAGAAUCUGGAUGGUGAGACUAACCUGAAAGUUCGCAAUGCUCUCCACUGUACGCGCGAUGUGAAGCAUGCGCGCCAUUGCGAGCGAUCGGAAUUUUGGAUUGAGAGUGAGGCUCCCCACUCCAACCUUUACUCCUAUACCGCUGUUAUACGCUGGAUGCAGCACAAUGCAAAGGACCCUAAUGCAGCCCCUUACGAAAUGGCCGAGCCGAUCUCGAUCAACAAUCUACUCCUUCGUGGAUGUCAACUCCGGAACACCGAAUGGGUUUUAGGAGUGGUUAUGUUCACUGGAGAAGAGUCGAAGAUCAUGCUGAACUCCGGUAUCACGCCGAGUAAACGUCCUCUCAUUAGCAAGGAACUCAACUGGAACGUCAUCUACAACUUCAUCAUUCUGUUUGGUAUGUGCCUUGUGUCCGGUAUUGUUCUGGGCGUGUUCUGGGCCAAGCCAGACACAUCCCAUGCUCUCUUCGAGUUUGGAUCUUACGGCCACAAUCCCGCUACUGAUGGUGUCAUCGCCUUCUGGGCUGGUGUUAUUCUCUUCCAGAACUUGGUGCCUAUCUCUCUGUACAUCACCUUGGAAAUCAUCCGGACACUUCAGGCCGUAUUCAUCUACAGCGACGUGGAAAUGUACUAUGCGGCUAUCGACUAUCCUUGUACGCCUAAGAGCUGGAACAUCUCCGAUGAUGUUGGCCAAGUUGAGUACAUCUUUUCGGACAAGACUGGCACCUUGACACAAAAUGUCAUGGAAUUCAAGAAAUGUACUAUCAAUGGUGUACCGUAUGGAGAAGCAUACACUGAAGCACAAGCUGGUAUGCAACGAAGGCAAGGAAUCGACACAGAUGCGGAAGGCGCUCGCGCACGUGAGCAGAUUGCGCGAGAUCGCGUUCGCAUGAUCGCCGAUAUCAGGAAGAUGCACGACAAUCCAUAUCUCUGGGACGAUGACCUUACAUUCGUGGCUCCAGACUUCGUUGAAGAUCUAGCCGGCGAAUCGGGACAUGAACAGAAGCGGGCCAAUGAGGCCUUCAUGCUUGCACUCGCUCUUUGCCAUACUGUAGUUACAGAGAAGACGCCUGGGGACCCACCUAGAAUCGAGUUCAAGGCACAAUCUCCUGACGAGGCCGCUCUGGUGGCAACAGCCCGCGACGUGGGCUUCACUUUCGUUGGUAGGGAAGACGAUCGCCUUGUGAUCAACGCGCUUGGUGUGGAGAGUCGAUACACUGUGCUCAACACUCUCGAGUUUAACUCAACGAGAAAGCGGAUGAGCGCGAUUAUUCGGAUGCCUGAUGGCAAAAUAAGACUCUUCUGCAAGGGAGCGGAUAGCAUGAUAUACUCGCGACUAAUCGCAGGACAGCAGCGAGAGCUACGUGCAACUACUGGAGAACACUUGGAAAUGUUUGCCCGGGAAGGUCUCCGUACCCUAUGCAUCGCCCAAAGAGAUAUCCCCGAACAAGAGUACCAGGAAUGGAACAAGGAGUACGACCUGGCUGCGAACGCUGUUGCCGGCCGUGAAGAAAAGCUUGAAGAGGUUUCUAGUCGUAUUGAAACCGAUCUUUGGCUUAUCGGAGGUACCGCCAUCGAAGACAAGCUGCAGGAUGGCGUUCCGGAUUCUAUCUCUCUCCUUGGCAGGGCCGGUAUCAAGCUCUGGGUCUUGACUGGAGAUAAGGUGGAAACUGCCAUCAACAUCGGCUUUUCCUGCAAUCUGCUCAACAACGAUAUGGAUCUGAUGGUUCUCAAGGUUACAGACGGAAAUAUAGCAACAGCUGAAGCCUGGCUCGACGAGAAACUCGCUCUUUUCGGCAUGACCGGGUCCCAGGAAGAGCUCGAUGCCGCUCAGACCGACCAUGUCCCGCCGCCAGCCACCCAUGCUAUUGUCGUCGACGGAGACAGCCUGAAACUGGCACUGGAUGAUGCAUUGAAGAGGAAAUUCCUCUUGCUUUGCAAGCAGUGUCGAGCUGUCUUGUGCUGUAGAGUUAGCCCAAGUCAAAAAGCUGCUGUUGUCAAUAUGGUCAAGACUGGCUUGGACUGUCUAACGCUUGCUAUUGGAGAUGGUGCCAACGAUGUCGCCAUGAUCCAAGAAGCUCACGUCGGUGUUGGUAUCGCAGGUGUCGAAGGUCGCGCCGCUGUCAUGUCCUCCGAUUAUGCUAUUGGCCAAUUCCGCUUUCUGACAAGGUUGGUGCUUGUUCAUGGACGCUGGUCGUACCGAAGGCUGGCAGAGUGCAUUGCAAAUUUCUUCUAUAAGAACGUUGUUUGGACCUUCUCUCUGUUCUGGUACCAGAUCUUCACCAACUUCGACAGCCAGUACAUCUUCGAUUACAGCUACAUCGUCUGGUUCAACCUGGCUUUCACGUCCCUGCCCGUCAUUCUGCAGGGUGUUCUAGACCAAGACGUCAACGAUCGUGUAUCGCUGGCCGUUCCUCAGCUUUAUGUGCGAGGUAUCGAAAGGAAAGAAUGGUCGCAAUUGAAGUUCUGGAUGUAUAUGGUUGACGGUAUCUAUCAAUCAGCCAUCGCCUUCUUUUUCGUCUACAUGGUCUUUGCCCCAGGAACUUUCGUUACCGAAAAUGGACUCGACAUUGCUGAACUGAAACGCAUGGGCAUAAUAGUAGCGACCAUUGCAGUAUGCGCGGCCAAUUUCUACGUCUUAUUCAACACCUACCGUUGGGAUUGGCUGAUCUGCCUCGUCGUUGUCAUCAGCACCUUGUUCAUAUGGUUCUGGACCGGUCUAUAUACGACAUUCACGGGCAGUGCUCAGUUUUACAAGGGCGGUGCCGAGGUCUACGGUGCUUUGGUGUUCUGGGCUGUACUGCUUCUGGCCGUGGUCGCAUGCUUGCUGCCAAGGUUCUGUGUGAAGUCGCUUCAAAAGAUCUAUUUCCCUCUGGAUGUUGACAUUAUCCGCGAACAAAUCAAACAGGGAAAAUUCGACUACCUUAACCAAACGGACGCAUUUAUACCGCCGCCGCCGCCGGAAAAGGCAAUCUCCAAGGUGCCCUCGGAUGUCUCCAAAUACAAGGUUGCAAACGCGCAGGAUGGUGAUGACGACGUUCGCCCCAUCUAUCCACCUUCUGUUGCUCCCACCGCCACCACGCACAACCCUAGGAGCCAGAAUGGCAGCGGUAGUACUGACUACACGUUCCGCCAAUCCGGCGAAGGCAUACCGCAACAUCGCAUUUCGAUGGAUCGACCGCGCCCAUCCUAUGAUCGUGCACGUAUGUCAAUGGACCGUGUUCGACCAAGUUUCGAAGCCAGCAAUGACUUUACGUCUGCUGCGAUGCUGACACGAAUGGAGUCAGCGCACAGCCGCAAUAGUUUGAGUGCGGCUCCAAAUACUGGCCCUCAGAUCGCCAGCCGGCUACGGAACGUGUUCCGAAGACCUACUGUCACACGAGAGGAGGCACCGGAGCACCUGCGGGAUAGCGAACAACCUCCCGUACCUUCAGUAAACCACACCGAGGACGGCGCACGGAGUCCACCACGGAGCCCGCCCCGGUGA